Messenger RNA from Dacryopinax primogenitus, 1838 nucleotides. RefSeq lists its product as uncharacterized. The record is from RefSeq and is a predicted model, not a curated record. Gene Ontology annotation, cellular component: clathrin coat of coated pit; clathrin coat of trans-Golgi network vesicle. The transcript is spliced from 4 exons. NCBI's taxonomy places the organism in Eukaryota, Fungi, Basidiomycota, Dacrymycetes, Dacrymycetales, Dacrymycetaceae. The coding region runs from base 1251 to 1775 and encodes 174 amino acids. Gene Ontology annotation, molecular function: structural molecule activity. Gene Ontology annotation, biological process: intracellular protein transport; vesicle-mediated transport.
GUUCGUACCCACAUCACUCCUUGCCCACCUCAUGCGAAAUAAGAAGGAUCGUGCUAUUGGCGUCAAGUUCGAAGAAGGGAACAACCCGCCAGAUGCAAUCACCAACAUGGAGGGCGCACUUCAUACAUACAUCACGCCGAUCGUUCUUGCCACAAUCCAUGGCGAUUACACGUACCACGGCGGGAGGCAUAUGAUGCUUCAUUUCCCACGUCUCAACGGAAAAUUCGAUCAGGCCCGUCAAGUCAUCGUCUCCGCACUCGUUCAACCGGACUUUGAAGAUGAUCAGGUCAUGCUCCGCUUGGCCGCACUGACAGAUGUGCCGAUCCUCGGCGUUCCCCUUCCGGUCGAGUUUAAGCUACUGUCAGUACAAGACAAGCAAAACGAAACGUACCGAAAUGCAUACGACUUCAUGCUCAGGUCACAUAUGAUCCACUAUCUUGUUGCUAGCCAUGUACUUCCCCGCAUGCUAGAUGUGCAUGACCAAGCAAGGACGAUAGACGAGGCUACCGAGGCUUUAGAAAGGUGGAUCCUCAACCCUGCGGCAAAGCCAGAAGAAAUCCAAGACGAAUUCGUUCAUCUCCAUUCGGGAGAAAUACUGUCUCUCGAGCUUUUGUACAACAGUGCGAUGCAUCAGCUGCAGAAUGAGCUCUCUGUUCUGGAAUCGUACUUCUCGCAGGGUUACGUGUACACGUUUGACCCGCCAGCGAUCUUCGCCCGCAGGUUGGACGCGACCUUGCUCAACAGACUGUGGAUCGCAGCGCUCAAGACACUAGCAUCCAAUAACGUUUUGGCCAAUAUGCGCGUUGUCGCAUUCAACGACUAUGCGGACCCACUGGUGUGCAAAAAGCUGGUCCCUUUGGCGCUGGCAAGCCAGAAGCACGUCACAGUCCUGCAGAAGUCUGCGCUCUUCAUUGGUCCGGGUGCUGGGUAUGUACCACCCAAAGGCGCAGUGGGUGCGAUGCUGGUGAUCCACAAUAACAGCGAUGGUUUCGGACAGAACAUUGAAACUGAGGCACCGGGAGGAAGCAUGGAUGGCGCGAUCGGCGCUUUUUCCAGCACUGCGGCGUCGUUGAGACGAGAUCGAGCGGAUUUGUUGAAUCACCUGAUGUAGAUUCUAGCGCGCUUCAUUUAAACAUGUACAGGUGUCAAGCCAAGAUAUAUAUAUAUCCACUACGACCGACAUCCGCGCAUUGCUUCUCGUCCCUGUCGGCGCAUACAUCUUCUUCUCGACCUCCCAAUUACUUUUUACAAUGGACAUCGACCAGGAACUCGACCGUGCCAACUCUGCCUUCACCGACAUCACCGAUGACUUUGACCCGACUCAGUUAACGGGCACCAUUUCUUCUAUCACGGGAGAUGAUGAAGUCGAGAAGUUCGAUAACCAGUUCCCGGAGCUGGAUGAUGCACCUUCCUUCCAGCCCAUGGCUCCUGCGCAGCCCACCCUUCGCCCGUCAUUCUUAGGCGGUGCCCCUGUUGCGGCCCCAUCCGCACCUGCUAUGUCAUUGUCUCCCGCUCCUGGUAUGUUCAGUCAGGAGAAAGAUGAGGAAGAGCCCGAGGUGAUCAAGGAAAAUGAAGCUCAGUACCUUGAUGGCCUCAACGCGUCCCUUUCGGAAGGCACCAUGUGGUCGUCGCUCAUCGAGCUUGAGAACUCGCAGAGCAAAACCCUUGCUCGUGCUGGUGCUGGCACGACGGAUCUGAGUAGGUAUAAGGAGGUGCUGUUGAGACUGAGGAGGGAGGGCGACAGGGUUCUGGUGCUGCUGGCUACUAGACGGUGAGAUAGUUGCAUGCGCUUGGCUACGUUUGUCUUCCUUAUACAUUCUCAAAAUGCGACCCUUUCG